Messenger RNA from Talaromyces amestolkiae, 1557 nucleotides. RefSeq lists its product as uncharacterized. The coding region runs from base 1 to 1557 and encodes 518 amino acids. Gene Ontology annotation, cellular component: chromatin. The record is from RefSeq and is a predicted model, not a curated record. Gene Ontology annotation, molecular function: zinc ion binding; RNA polymerase II cis-regulatory region sequence-specific DNA binding; DNA-binding transcription factor activity, RNA polymerase II-specific. The transcript is spliced from 4 exons. Gene Ontology annotation, biological process: DNA-templated transcription; regulation of transcription by RNA polymerase II. NCBI's taxonomy places the organism in Eukaryota, Fungi, Ascomycota, Eurotiomycetes, Eurotiales, Trichocomaceae.
AUGUUGGGGGUUGGGUGUUCUUUGGAAGGCUCGGGUACCAUUGCUACUUCGCUGGCUGGGUCUGUGGCUACCACUACCAUCGCCACGUCUAGUGGAUGUAGGGUGGUGAUGAACAAUGAGCCGUUUUAUUUCCUGUUGCAUUUCACGGAUCCCACGGUGAAGAAUGAUCGAUUGGCAAUCUCCGAAACGGCGGGGKGCUCCAUAAGAAGGAAUCCUGUAAAUGCGUUUUCGUUUUCAUCGCUUGAGAAUAUCAGCAGUCCGCUGGAAUUUUUUAUUGGUGAUGCUGUGGAUCCUGGAUUGUUGAGUUUGGGUGACUCGGUGGCUGGAGAUGAUUAUUUCCAGCUUGAUGAGUUUAUGCCUGAUAGUGCUGUUUUGGGCUUUAAGCUGCCAGGACAGUUACAUGAUAUAGCAACCGAGUUGGUUGAGACGUCGAGAUCCAUGAGCCUUGACGCCGGGAAUGAACAAAGCAUGCUCGACAUGACAGACUUGGAUGCGCUGUUCUCGCUUGACAAUCUCACCGUCUUCAUCACGGCGUUCUUCCAUUCGCUGCAUUGGCAUAUGCCCGUCGUGCACUGCCCAACCUUUGAUCCCGCCAAUGUCUCAAACAGUCUUUUACUUGCAAUCUUCCUAGCUGGUGCGGUCUACACGAUCCCCUUCAACGGCACCAAUCUAUCACUGCCCGCAUCCCUCCUUAGCGUAGCCGAAGAAUACGUCUUCCGCAAGGUCGCGAAUCUAUCUACUUCAACGAUCCUUGCCGACCAACCUGUCCAGGGAUACGCGAUUGAAACAGUUCAGGCAGCACUUAUACUCGAAAUGCUGCAGUUCUCACAGGGCGAUCCGCUGAUCCGACGACGGAUCAGGAUUCGACACCAGGCGCCGGGUGUAUGUGAUGAGGGGAAGUGGAGGGAGCUUGCGGUUGAGGAGGUUUGUAUCAGGGUUGCAUGCUGGACAUUUCUUGCCGACGGCUUCUUGACCGUCUGCUUCAAGAAUCAUCCCCAACUCACAAUUUUCGAAAUGGACUGUGAUUUUCCAUGGAGCACGGAACUGUUCGAGGCUGAGAAUGUGUCUUUGUUCAACGACGUUGUCGCAACUCAGACAACUGGGCAAUCGCUUCCUACGCUACGAAAAGUCGCGGAGAGCCUACUCCAGAUGCCGUCGUCGAAUAACCGCAUAUCUUGGGACCGAUUGUUAUCUGUUGAGCAUUUUCUCAUGCUUAUAUACGCAAUGAACUCCCUCGCCUUUCAGGCACGAUCCGGCCUGCUGGGCUUUCUAUCAAUCGAUACCAUCAAACACGCCGCCAUGAAUUGGAGUAAACUCUGGAAGUCGGUUUCAAGUCAUUUCCAUCAAAAGCCAACGACGACGGAACAAAAUCUCCAUCUGGGAUACCCGAAACAUGCAGAGGAACUAUGGUGGUUGCUGAUGACUACGCUUGAUGUCGUUGCCAACAGCGACGACGAGACGAAAAAUGGGAAGAGAUUUCAGUAUCUGGAUAGUGUUGCGACUGAUGAUUUGGGAAAGUUGAAUGAGUUUAUUCAGUUUGCGGUGCCGAGGGUGUAA